GGGGCGUCCCGGCAGAGCUGGAGAGCAGGCGAGCGGGAGCGUGGCUGUCACUGCGCCCGAGCAUCCCGGGGCUUUCUGGCACAGACGCACCGGCCGUGCGAGCAGCCUGCAGCCCGCGCCCUUCGCCGCGAUCAGCGGAGCACUCGUGGCGGGCCAGCGCCCGGGACUUGAGCACAAAGCACGUUUCCCCAAGCAGCAGCAGAAGCAGCAGCAGCAGCUCAGCGAGCGGCUGGCCGCACGCCGGCGCACGCAUCCCCCUCUUCUUUGUUCCGGGGGUUGGCGGCCACUCUCGUCCCCACGUCGGAUUCUCCUCCUGGGGGUGGUGGGCCGCCGGGCUCAGCUGCGAAGAUGCCCUUGGAGUUGACGCAGAGCCGGGUGCAGAUCUGGGUGCAUCGACUACCGGCCCUCGUUGCCCAGAUCCUGUGGGCCGAAGCUGACCAACUCCCCCACAGUGAUUGUCAUGGUGGGCCUCCCAGCCCGGGGGAAGACGUACAUCUCCAAGAAGCUGACACGCUACCUCAACUGGAUUGGCGUCCCAACCAAAGUGUUCAAUGUGGGAGAAUACCGCCGGGAGGCUGUGAAGCAGUACAGCUCCUACAACUUCUUCCGCCCUGACAAUGAAGAAGCAAUGAAAGUCCGCAAGCAAUGUGCCUUAGCUGCCCUGAGAGAUGUCAAAAGUUACCUGACAAAGGAAGGAGGUCAAAUUGCAGUUUUUGAUGCCACCAACACUACUAGAGAGAGGAGACACAUGAUCCUUCAUUUUGCCAAAGAAAAUGACUUCAAGGUGUUUUUCAUUGAGUCCGUGUGUGAUGACCCUUCAGUUGUGGCCUCCAACAUCAUGGAAGUUAAAAUCUCCAGCCCGGAUUACAAAGAUUGCAAUUCAGCAGAGGCCAUGGACGACUUCAUGAAGCGAAUCAGUUGCUAUGAAGCCAGCUAGCAGCCCCUCGACCCUGAUAAAUGUGACAGGUACCUCCCCCGCGGUGACCUCCUGCAGCACAGUGGUAGGAGUGGUAGGAGCUGCCAUGCCGUUAGUGUCAGACCAGACACCUACAUGCAUCACUGUCGCAUUCCGUGGGUCUAGCCGUGUUCAAAGGCCAGCCUAGGCUCAAAUGGGAGGGAAGGAAUCAAUGGAAGCCCGAUUUGGUGAGUGCCUCCCACAGUUUCCAGAGCUGCUGCAGAACUGUGAUUUGCUUUUCAAUCCUUGGCACUCAGUAAAUGUCAAUAAAUAUUGGAUGAAGGAACAGAAUGAUCUGUGGGAACCACUACCUGCCAAGUGCUAAGAAUCCAUCUUAAAAUUUUUAUAAUGAAAUGGAAAAAGUUCACAGAACUCCAAAAGAUUUCAAAGUUCUACAGCUGUUAUGCCUUUAGCCCAGAUGUCUUUAACUGGCUACAAACCUAAAAAACUCACAUUUUCCCCUUUUCCCUUGUUUCCUGCACUCUGAAAUAUGCCAUAAAAAAAAACGCAUUACUUCUCAUAUUUUUUAUUUUGCUUCAUUUUCCUUGAUCAAGAAUAACUUUUACCACCCCGCCCCCCUUUUAAGAUUUUAUUUAAUUAUUUGAGAGGCAGAGUUAUAGUGAGAGGGAGAAGACAGUGAGAAAGGUCUUCCUUCUGUUGGUUCACUCCCCAAAUGGCCGCAAUGGCCAGAGCUGCGCCCAUCCGAAGCCAGGAGCCAGGUGCUUCCUCCCGGUCUCCCAUGUGGGUGCAGGGCCCAAGCACUUGGGCCAUCCUCCACUGCUUUCCCAGGCUGCAGCAGAGAGCUGGAUUGGAAGAGGAGCAGCUGGGGACUAGAACUGGCACCCAUAUGGGAUGCCAGUGCCACAGGAGGAAGAGUAACCCACUGUGCUGUGGUGCCGGCCCCUAUUUUCUUCCUUUUAAACUCUCUUCUAGACAUUAGGAAGUAAAAGAACAGGGAUCAAAACCCACAUUUAAGAAUCUUCCAUGUUUCUAAGUGCCUGUUCCACUUCUUCAUCAAAGACCUUUCACCAUUAGUUGAGGCUGCCCAUUUCUAGCCUCAAUUUAAAAAAAAAAAAAUGCGGCUUAAGUAUCUUGAAUCUCCUUGCCUAUUUCCCAACAAGUCUGCACUGCUUGGAGUAGAACCAGCCCAAUUCAAAUCAUAGCCUCCCCAACACCCAGCACAAAUCAGGGCUGAAUGUGUGAAUAUCAUUCCAGGAUGCAUAUAAACAAGGAGCUCUAAUAAUGAGGAAAUUCACUUUACCCUUCUCUCCCUCAAGUGCCUGUCAAUAAUAUUGUCUACACAUGCUGCUUUUUUGGGUUAGUCUUAGCUAUCCAGGACAUAGCACUUCUUUGUCUACAUUUAUGGGUGUCCUCCACUGUGUUGGGGUGCCUUGUUGUUCAAUACAGGGUAGGGGCAGACAUCCCCUUCCCAUAUGCUCUCAUCUAACCUGGCUGGGCCCAUCAGACCUUUUCACCUGGGACUCAGAAGCUGUUGACUAUGGGAGGAAUGAAUGAAGCACAAUGAACUUGCAGAGCGGUGUCCUGUAAUGGCCUUAGCUGUCACACUAUUUCUUUCUCCAGACUGCUCUGGUUCAGAUCCAUUUUCCAAACCUAAUCCUCCAGCUUUCUUUGAUUCUGUGAGCUCCUGAUAUUCUUCUAGUGCACGUCUCCAUCUUCCUCUUAACGGAUUCUGUUUUCAUUACUUAUUGGUGAAAAGUGCCAAACCAAUAUGGGAGCAAUUGGUUAUCUGCCUUAGGAAGGGAAGAGAAGAGUAAAAAUUCUGAUAGUCUGAGCUAGGAAUUGGGCAGCUCACAGAAAACAGUAAAUUAGUUCACCAAAAGUUUCCAGGGAUGCCAUGUUCCAUAAAGGGCUGGUCUGAGAAGGCAUGAGAAAUCCAAGGUCACAGAUGGUAGCUAUUUUUAAUGGCACUGAAAAACUUAGAAUAACAAGUUCAAACCCUUCAAGUUCCAAUUCCAGCCACAGCUGGACACCUAGAGACUUCCUGUGAUUGCGCUGAAUUUCAUCCCUUAGAGAUACAAGACCAAGAUAGCCAAAAACCCAACCUUAAGAGUCCAGGUAGCUGAGUUGUUGAAUACUGCUAUUUCCCAUCUGAAAGGCAGGGCAUUGCUGAGCACGUGGCCUCAGUAUGGGAAUGAGAAUGUAACGGGGAAAUGUGGAGGACUCAAGUGUGUCCCAAGCACGCUCUCCUCUUACUUCUGUUGUUCUCAGAAAUACUUUUGGCUUAUUUCGUCUGAUAACAUUUCUUUCUUGGUUGAGGGGUCCUCUUACAAGAGGAAGCUUGCUCUCCUGUGAUUUUCCCCUGUGUCCAGCUCCUAGUUUCCUGAAUGGGAACCACACCUCCCCAAAGGCUGUCUAAAACUUGGAUCCACAGACCUCCACCUCAUUUCCCAUUGGUUCCCAGUCUCACUGCCUCCUCACAGGCCAGGCCCAUUGCUAAGCUCAACCCAUCUGUGGUUCCUUCAACAUCCUCUAUAUCCAACCUAUCUUUUGAGAGCCAGCUCGAUUUAUACUUUGUCCACAGAGCCUCCACAAACUACUCAAAUGUAUAAAGUCAUCUGCUUCUGAACUCAUAACAUUUAUUAUCUGUUCUAUUUGUGUAGCAUAUACUAAAUGCUGCUUUAUUAUACAGUGGGUAGAACAUGACUAAGAACAUGUUAAACACAUCAAUUUCAACAUUUGCUGGCUCUGUCCCUUGGAGGAGUCUGUUGGCUAAGUAGAUUGACAUUGCCUUGUCUUUAGAGUGGAGGUAACAGCACAUGUGUCACCUUUCUCACAAAGGCAUGAGGUGAAAUGGAGCACUUAUAUAUGAUUUAUUGGGGGCAGGCACUAUGGCCUCCCAUGUGUGCGGCAGGGACCCAAGCACUUGAGCCAUCCACCAAGAAGACUCAGACUGAAGUUCAGCUUAGCUUUGGUGUGGCCCUGUCCCAGCUGCUGCAGGCAUUUGGGGCGUGACCCAGUGGGUGGGAGAUCUCACUCUGUCCAUCUGUCUCUCUCUGCCUUCCAAAUAAAACAAAUGGGCAGGAGGCAUGCAGAGAGGAAAGCAAGCAAUGAGUUCAAGAAAAGAGCAGCGCCAAGCAGCUGGGCAGAUACGCAGAGGAAGGGCAACGCAGGUGUCAGUGGGAAACACAUUUUUCUUAUAGGCCCCAUUAUCAGCAGGGUUCUGGGAGGAUUGCUCAGUAACUUCAUGUUAAACAAAUCUGAAACAAGAGCAGCCUUAAAGAACGAAGGUCUCACAAGGACUGAACAACUGAACAUAGCCAGCAGAACCUUGGGAGCUCAACCCCAAGCCCUCCCUACUGCUCCCUUCUGGUGGAUAGACACCUUUGCUGUGAAAGUAGGUGGUCCUGUUUUUAGGAAUGCUGCUUCACUUCUCUAGGCAGAGUGCCAGAAGCACUGGUUAUAAGACAGUGUGGAAUCUUCAAAAGCCCCUUGGAAGCAAAUGCUGCUAGAUUGCUCAGGGCCAGCUGGGCUGCACCUGGCUGCUUGUUUUCUCUAAGUGUCCCCAGAAGCCUUCAAAGGCUCAAGGCACUGCAGAGGUUGCCGAGAGAGGAGAGUUCCGAGUGCCCACCCCAGGUCCUGUAUACACACAGCAGCUAGACUUUUAAAUUGGAAUGGGGCCAGAGUUGUGGUGCAGCAUUAAGCCACUGCUCACAAUGCAUCCCAUAUGAGAGCCACUUGUAGCCCCAGCUGCUCCAUUUCUCAUCCAGCUCCCUAAUGCACCUGCAAAAGCAGCAGCAGAUGGCCGGAAUGGACCCCUGUGAUGCACUUGGGAGACCCGGAGGGAACGCUAGGCUUCUGACUUCAGCCUGGCCCUAGCCCUGUCUAUUGCCAUUUAGGGAGUAAACCAUCAGAUGGGAGAUCUCUGUCUCUCCUUUCUGUAACGUUGCCUUUCAAAUAAAUAAAUCUUUAAAACAAUUGGAAGUAAAAUUGAAAAAUUCCAUGUUUAAAAAAAAUCCCAACAUCUUUGAUGUUGUCUUAAGAAAUUUUUUUUUUUUUUAAAGUUUCAAUGCCAACUCUCUUCUCAUGAAGGUAGUGGCAACAUCAUAGGUUCAGGGAUUGAAUUUGAGUUUUUCUUUCUUUUUUAAGAUUUAUUUAUUUAUUGGCGAGACAGAGAGAUCUUCUAUCCACUGGUUCAUCCUCAGAUGGCUGCAAUGGCCAGAGCUGGGCCAAUCCAAAGACAGAAGCUUUCUCUGGGUCUCCCACAUGGGUGCAGGGGCCCAAACAAAUGGGUCAUCUUCUAGUGCUUUCUGAGGCCAUUAGCAGGGAGCUGGAUGAGAAGCAGAGUAGCCAGUGCUGUGGUUCACUUGGCUAAUCCUCCGCCUGCAGCACUGGCACCCGGGUUCUAGUCCCGGUUGGGGCACCAGUCUUGUCCCGGUUGCUCCUCUUCCAGUCCAGCUCUCUGCUGUGGCCCAGGAAGGCAGUGGAGGAUGGCCCAAGUGCUUGGGCCCUGCACCCGCAUGGGAGACCAGGAGGAAGCACCUGGCUUCUGGCUUUGGAUCAGCGUGGUGCACCGGCCACAGCACACCAGCCAUUGCGGACAUUUGGGUUAACCAACAGAAGGAAGACCUUGCUCUCUUUCUCUCUCUAACUCUGCCUGUCAAAAAAAAAAAAAAAAAAAGGCAGAGUAGCCGGGUCUCAGAUUGGUGGCCAUAUGGGAUGCUGGCACUGCUUAAUCUACUGUGCCACAGCGCUGGCCCCUGAAUUUGAGUUUUCCUAAGCUCUAUAGUGUGAUACUGAGCACAGUGGUUCUGGCCCAAUUACUCUUUUAAAUUCAUACACAGUGUUCUCAUGAUAGUCAUUAUUCAUUCAUUCAGUCAUUUAUUUAACUUGAAAGGCAGAAUUAAGAAGCAGAGAAACUGAGAGAGAGAUCUUCCUUCUGCUGGUUCAGUCCACAAAUGGCUGCAACAGCUGAAGUCGGGAGCCUGGAACUCCAUCCUGGUCUCCCAUGUGGGUGGCAGGGCCCCAAGUACUUGGGCCAUCUUCUUCCCAGGCAAUUUAAAAGGAAGCCAGAUUGGAAGUGGCACUACUGGGAUUUGAACUGGCACCCACAUAGGGGGUUGUGGGUAGACAAGCCCAGACCCCAGAAAUUCUGUAUACAUUUUAGCCUACCACGGGCUAGCCUGAGCUAGUCUAACUUCUAGCUCACUGAAAUUCAUCAGUUAGGGGCCAGCGUGGUGAUGCAGCAGGUUAGGCCCAACACCUGCAGUGAGCUCCAGUUCAAGUCUUGGCUGCUCCGCUUUCCAGUCCAGCUCCUAGUUUUGGCCUGGCCCAGCCCCAGCUACACUGGAUGCUGAGGACUGCUUUAACUCUUUCCUCUCUUGAGUUUACUAAGAACACCAUCAUGAUGGCCAUUCUUCCAGAAUCAGCUGUCGCGUUUCUUUACAAAACCCUCUUUUCUUUAUCCCAACCUCAGGUAGGCUUCUUGGCAUCUGUUCCUCUCAUUUAAAACAAGUUUGCUUCUUUUCAUUUACUUGAAAGGCAGAGAUAGAGAUAUUUUAUUCAUUGGUUCACUCCUCAAAUGCCCGUAACAGCUAGGAAUGGGCAAGGGCAGUACCAGGAGCCUGGGAUCAUCUGGGUCCCCCAUGUCGGUGGCAGGGGCCCAAGCAAUUGAGGCAUCAUCCGCUGCUUCCCAGAAUGCAUUAGCAGGAAGCAUGAUUAGAAGCAGAGUAACCAGGACUGGAACUGGUAUUCUGAUACGGGAUGGGGGCAUCCCAAGUGGUAGCUUAACCUGCUGCACCACAAUACCUGCUGCUCUUUUUUAUACUGUCCCGGAAUGAAUUCAUCAAAAUCCUUAAACUACCACUUACCUAUUGAUAAUUUUAAAAUUAUUUCUACCCACGGCUCUUUGUUGAGUAUAGAUGUUUACCCAAUAGCCCCCUGGACAAUUCUAUUUUAAUUUCUCUUAAGCACCCUAAAAUCAUUACAUCAAAAAAACAAAUCCAGGGGCCGGCAUUGUGGCAUAACGGGUAAAGCUGCCAUCUGUGACACUGGUAUCCCAUAUGGGUGCCAGUUCAAGUCCUGGCUGCUCCACUUCUGAACCAGCGACCUGCUAAUGUACCCGGAAAGCAGAGGAGGAUGGCCCAAGUACUUGGGCACCUGUGCCUACAUGAGAAACCAGGAAGAAGCUCCUGGCUCCUGCCUUUGGAUCAGCCCACCAAUGGCUGUGCAGUCAUUUGGGGAGUGAACUAGUGGAUGGAAGCUCUCUCUAUCUCUUGCUCUCUAACUCUGCCUUUCAGAUAAAUCCAGCUUAAAAAAAAAAGCAAAUUCGUAAUUUUUGCACAAACCUACUACUUCUCCUGGUUUCCCUGUCUUAAUGAAGGGUAUUUAUUUACCUGGAGAAUCAGCCAGAAAAUGGGGAUUCACAUUAAGAUUCUAUCUAUCCCCUUCUAAGCACUGCUAUUCUUAUUGAUUCUACCUUCUUAAUAUUGAGAGCACAAGUUCUCAAAAUUCAGCGUGUACCAGAACCACUUGUGGGGCUUGUUAAAUACCAACUGCUGAGCCCCAGCCCAAGAGUAUCUGACCCUGAAGGUCUGUGGUACACUGGGAAUUGUAUUUCUAACUCUUCCCAGCUGAUACUGAUGCCACUCAUCUGGGGACCGUACUUCCAAGACCACUAAUCUGUCUACCCAAUCAGCAGUUCACCCUACCAGUCACAGUGCAACUGCCAUCACUUGUCAUUUUCUUGCUGAGAUGAUAAUCAUUAGCCUUUUAAUUUAUCUGACCUUUUGUAUUUUUAAAUAUUUACUUAUUUGAAAAUCAGAGAGAGAGAGAAAGUCUUCCAUCUGCGGGUUCACUCCCCAGAUGGCUACAAUGGUCAGGCUGAAGCCAGGAGUCAAAAGCUUCUUCCAGGUCUCCCAGGUGGGUGGCAGGGACCCAGACACUUGGGCCAUCUUCCUCUGCUUUUCCUAGGCCAUUAGCAGGAAGCUGGAUCAGAAAUGGAGCAGCUGGGAUGCAAAUCGGCACCCAUAUGGGAUGCCAGUGUUGCAGGCAGUAGCUUUACCUGCUAUGCCACAACACUGGUCCCCCUUCCUUGAUCUUCUUGAAACAUUCUCCAAACUGCAACUGGAAGGAUCUUCCUAUAAACAAGGUGUCAGCAAACUGUUAAAAUCUUUGCUUAGUAUAGAGUUGAUCUCCUGUAUAUAAAGAUAAUUAACAAUGAAUCUUAAUGAAGAAUGGGAUGGGAGAGGGAGUAGGAAGUGGGAUGGUUUGGGGGUGGGAGGGCAGGUAUGGGGGGAAGAACAGCUAUAAUCCAAAAGUUGUUCUUACGAAAUUUAUAUUUAUUAAAUAAAAGCUUUCUAUUAAAAAAAAAAAACAAACCAUGGAAUCUGCUUGGCUCAGCUCUGAGACCAAUGUGGUAGUUCUUUGGGUGAUGCUGUGCUCACCCCACCACUUGCCAUCAACAUCCUGAAACUGCUGUAUGCCAAAGAUGUCAAAUACCUUUCAAUGUACAUCCACACGUACUGGUCAUUUCUGUAAGAAUUUAUACUUUAUCACAACAUCCCACUAUCCCAAAACACAGUGAACCAUCUCUCUUCUACGAAUUCCCCACCCACCUCCACUUUACCUUUCAAGUGUUUCUGAUCUUCAGUUGUAUUGCAGGAAAUACUACAUCUAACUAGUCUAACUAUUUCAUUGUACUUGCCUUUCUAUGUAUUAGGUGCCCUCAUUAUUUAAACUGCAUACUUCAUCAUGACAAAGGUACCCAUCAGGUCUUACAAAUGUGUCAUUCCUCAUGGUACAAAAGUCACAUUUUGGACAUGCCAAUUAUCACCCUACACAUUAAGUCUCAUAAUCUGCUUGGUGUAUCAUGUGAACAGAGACAGCUGUUGAAAAGAGAAAAGAAGAGGAAAAAAAAAAGAGGAAACCAGGUGUCACAGUGGCAUGCCAGCGCUGCAAUGCCGUUUAAUUGAAAUCCUGUAAUAAAAGUUUAAAUACAUAAAAGGUUUUUGUUUUUGUUUUUGUUUUUUAUCAAAAGAUCCUCCUCCUCUUCCCUGACCUGAUACAGACAGAGGAUAGGCAAAUGGAAACUGGCUAGCUGUAGGGAAUGCAGAAAUGGCAGGUCCAAGUCUGGUUGGUUUCUUCUUCCUCAGAAAAUGCUCUGUGAUUGCAUUCAGAGUCUCAGGAGAGUGAGAGCCCACCCCACAGACUUCUGUCAGCAGGUGGAGUCCACGUGUGGCAAGCUACCCUGCACCACGGAGAAUGCUUGUCCCAGCCUUAGAAGACAAGGAAGAGCAGGGCUUCGUGUCUGGGCAGCACUAUGUUUUCUACGGUGCGUUCCAUGGAGCGCACCUGCUCCGGAGAGGCAGUCAAGAAUGCCAAAGGCCCAAUACGCUGCUCUACACAGGAGUGGCAGAGGUAGCCACCAUUGUUUUCCUUUCUGUUGCUCUGCAGAAUGGAUAAGAAAAAAGAGGUAAGGAAACAAUCAAAAACAAAGACUUUCUACCAAAAAGUGCUGAAUUAUUGUCACAGCUGCCAAGGGACAGUGUCUUAUGAGCUGAUGUUUUCAGACCAGUGCAAACCCUCUGGAGUAAUGCUUCCCACAACACUACUGCCAGGGUAGACUCAACUCCUCCAAAUUCCCUGAAAAUAGAAACCACAGUUAUCUCAUCAGACACAAAGAAUCAGAAAAACUGAACCAGGCUCUCCAGGUAAAUGGUUGUCUUCUGAUGCAUCUUGUCACAACCCAGUCUCCCAGGUAAUAAGGCUUUACACAACCAGACAGGAUCACAUAUCCUGACUCUUGACUAAUACUUUCUCUAACAUAUAGGGAGACCAUAUCUCUUGUGCCUUAUGUAUAAAAAGUACCUAAAGGUGCCAGUGCUGUGGUAUAGCGGGUAAGGCUGCCGCCUGCAGUGCCAGCAUCCCAUAUAGGCUGGUUUGAGUCCUGGCUGCUCCACUUCCAAUCCAGCUCUCUGCUACAGCCUGGGAAAGCAGUAGAAGGUGGCCCAAGUCCUUGGGCCCUGCACCCACAUGGGAGACCUGGAGGAAGCUCCUGGCUCUCGGCUUCAGAUUAGGGUAGUUCUGGCCGUUGCGGCCAUUUUGAGGAGUGAACCAGCAGAUGGAAGACUUCUCUCUCUGCCUCUGCCUUUCAAAUAAAUUAAAAAAAAAAAAAAAAAAAAAAA
Messenger RNA from Oryctolagus cuniculus (rabbit), 10098 nucleotides. It is a transcript of the gene PFKFB3, whose product is annotated as 6-phosphofructo-2-kinase/fructose-2,6-biphosphatase 3. Gene Ontology annotation, molecular function: 6-phosphofructo-2-kinase activity; ATP binding; fructose-2,6-bisphosphate 2-phosphatase activity. Gene Ontology annotation, cellular component: cytosol. The record is from RefSeq and is a predicted model, not a curated record. Gene Ontology annotation, biological process: fructose metabolic process; fructose 2,6-bisphosphate metabolic process. NCBI's taxonomy places the organism in Eukaryota, Metazoa, Chordata, Mammalia, Lagomorpha, Leporidae.